Molecule: messenger RNA, 2223 nt
Organism: Recurvomyces mirabilis
Lineage: Eukaryota; Fungi; Ascomycota; Dothideomycetes; Mycosphaerellales; Teratosphaeriaceae
Exons: 1
Coding region: 1-2223 (740 amino acids)
Biological process (GO): response to oxidative stress
Cellular component (GO): plasma membrane
Molecular function (GO): heme binding; peroxidase activity
Source: RefSeq, a predicted model, not a curated record
AUGGGUCUCACGUUGGCAGCUGCGUUGCUUCUGGUCACUGCUGGGGCUAUUGGAGGACGAGCAUCUGCUUCUUGGACUUAUGCUGGUUGCUACUACGACGAUGUAAACAACCGGAUCUUGAUGCACCCGUCUUAUACGGACUACGAUAUCCAGACGGUAGAAACAUGCACUUCUUACUGUGCUGCGAACAAUUUUGCCGUGGCUGGUGUUGAGUACAGCUCCGAAUGCUACUGCGACUAUGCGCUUCCAGCUGGCGUCACCAAGGAGCCAGAGACAGACUGCUCGAUGACUUGUGCUGGCAAUUCCUCGGAGACCUGCGGCGGGCCCAAUAGGCUCAGCGUCUACACUACCGGAGCUGCCAUUUCAGGACCGUCUACCAACCCCGGGCCAAAUGGCUGGACUUUCGUCUCAUGCUAUACUGAUUCUGUCAACGCGAGAACACUCAAUACGGCGCAGGACGUUGCAGCUGGUGCGAGUGGGAUGAGUGUCUCGCAGUGCACGGCAGCUUGUAAACUUGGCGGGUAUAGCUAUGCCGGACUUGAGUAUGGUCAACAAUGCUUCUGUGAUAGCACAAUCCGAAGUACUGGCUCGAAAGCUACGGGUGGCUGCGACAUGCUAUGUGCUGGUAAUGGUAGCGAAUACUGCGGAGGCUCUGAUCGGCUGAACAUCUAUCAGACGACUGUGAGCUCGCCACCGAGCACUGGCUCUGGAGGUAUACCAUCUGGCUGGACUGCUAUGGGCUGCUGGACAGAUAACGGCGCCAACCGUACAUUGGCCACACAGCAGUCCGUACAAGGCGGUUCUAGCAAUAUGACGAUCGAAAAUUGCUUGGCGGUCUGUACAAGCAAUGGCUUCACCAUUGGCGGAACUGAGUACAGCCAAGAAUGUUGGUGUGGCAGCUCAAUCCUGAAUGCUGCGACUUGUGCCUCUGAUCAGACGACCUGCUAUAUGCCAUGCAAAGGCAAUAAUGCCGAAACCUGCGGUGGCCCUGACAGGCUCAACCUUUAUAUUUCUGGUAGCAGUCCACUUCUGACAGCAUGCUCAGCGGUAAGCUCUUCGACUUCGACCUCAUCUGUGUCAGGCACUAGCAAGGGCAGCACCUCAUCUACUACGAUCUCGAUCUCGACCAGCUCUGUCAGCAGCUUGACGUCCACUUCAAGCAUAUCAACAAGCACAAGCUCUUCGUCUGCUCCCACCACUACAUCCACAACCUCAAGUCUGACAUCAAGCACCGUAACGCCGAGCACAUCCUCCACAUCCUCUCCAGCCUCCAUAACACCCACAACCACCUCCAGCUCAACCCUCUCAACCUCCACCCUCUCCACAGGCACCUCCUGCGCCACAACAAAACCAACCUCAACCGCCUGCCCAACCUUCUGGACCAACAUAAUCGCCGACCUCGCCCCCUUAAUGCGCGACACAGACGGGAACUGCACAGACCUAGCCCGCGGCGCAAUCCGCUACGCCUUCCACGACGCCGCCGCCUACAGCACCAAGACCCCCUUCUACUGUCCCGCAGCCGGCGGCGCCGACGGCUCCCUCCUCCUCUCCUCAACAGAAAUAAACCGCACACCCGACAACGACGGCCUAGCACCUUUCCACGCGAACCUAACAGCGAAAUACAACGCAUACAAAGCCCUCGGCUACGCAGUAGGAGCCGCCGAUCUAAUCCAAGUCGCGGGCGCUCUAGGCGUCAAAGCCUGUCCCGGCGGGCAAUUCGGGCGUGUCUACGUCGGCCGCCAGGACACUACGACCGCGGCACCACCGAAUCUCCUCCCUGUGGCUUUCGGGCCGGGAGCAGACCACGAUACUAUUCUCGCUCUGUUCACGGAUAAAGGGUUCUCUGCUCGCGAUCUAGCGGCGCUGAUAGGUGCCCAUACGACUUCUAAGGCCAAUUUCCAGACGGCCGAGGGUAUUCCGGUGGGUACACCACAAGAUACCACGCCAGGACAAUGGGAUGUCCUGUACUACAACGAAACGCUUUACUCGCCUGCGGCGAACGGAGGUGGAUACGGCCGCUUCGAAAGCGACAUCAACCUCAGUAAGAAUGCCUCUAGUGCGGUAGGGAAGCAGUUCCAGUCCUUUGUCGGAGCGCAAGCGGCGUGGGGAGCGAGUUUUAGCAGUGCGUUUCAAUUCAUGAGUACGCUCGGCGUCCCGAGGAAUGUUAAGGCGAAUCUGGUGGAUUGUACUGAUGUGAUUACUGGGACUGUAUUCGCUUCUUGA